This is a messenger RNA of Ostrea edulis (European flat oyster), 3307 nucleotides long. Its product is annotated as GDP-fucose transporter 1-like. Bases 106 to 1083 code for a protein of 325 amino acids. The transcript is spliced from 2 exons. Gene Ontology annotation, biological process: protein O-linked glycosylation via fucose; GDP-fucose import into Golgi lumen. NCBI's taxonomy places the organism in Eukaryota, Metazoa, Mollusca, Bivalvia, Ostreida, Ostreidae. The record is from RefSeq and is a predicted model, not a curated record. Gene Ontology annotation, cellular component: Golgi apparatus. Gene Ontology annotation, molecular function: antiporter activity.
AUUGAGCGCUUUUUUCAACAAUGCCCGUGACAGCUGACGAAGGAGGUGUGAAUGGUACCAACGUGAUAAUUGCGUCGAUGAAAAAGGACACAGCCGAUGUAGAAUAUGGUUGAGCAGCAUACAUUUCUCCAUGUGGCAGGUAUUGUCACAUUAUAUUGGACAGUGUCCAUUUCUAUGGUGUUUGUCAACAAGCAUAUUCUCAGUGGUUCCUAUGGUGACAUGGACCUGUCAAUAUUUGUGGCCUGGUAUCAGAGUUUUGCUGCAGUGACCAUCCUACAAGCUCUUGGAUGCUUGCGAAUUUUCGGAAGGGAAAGUUUCAAAGUUCCGGAUGUUGAUUUCCAUACUCUCUUCCACAGUGAUGUGUUAAAGUUAUCCCUUUCCUUUGUGAUGAGUGUAGCACUAAACAAUUUAAUGCUGAAACAUAUUGGUGUGACCUUCUAUCAAGUAGCUAGGUCCUUCACUCUGAUAUUCACCAUCGUAUUGUCUGCCACCAUGUUAAAACAACCCAUCACGUUGAGGGCCAUAUUAGCUUGCCUGUUUAUCGUAACAGGGUUUGUGAUUGGGAUUGAUGAAGAGAACGAGACAGGUGCCCUAAGUGUGUGGGGCAUUAUGUAUGGACUAUUGGCCAGCUUUAGUGCUGCCAUAUGCGGGAUGUAUUACAAACGAGCUGAGAGUGUUCUUAGUCAUAACAGCCUAAAACAGGCAUAUUACAACAACAUAAACAGCUGUCUGCUUCUAUCCCCAUUGGCCUACAGCACAAGGCAGGCAAGUCAGGUGAUUCAGUCAGAAUUUUCAACCUCGCUGGAUUUCUGGAUCCUCUUAACGCUGUCUGGAGCUAUGAGCCUCGCUAUAGGGUGGGCUAGUGCUCUGCAAAUAAAGGUUACCUCCCCUGUCUCUCAUCACAUUAGCAUCAAUGCUAAGUCUGUUACCCAGACCAUUAUUGCUAUCCUGUAUUACAAGGAGGAGAAAACUGUGUUGUGGUGGUGUGGAAAUAUACUGGUUAUUUGUGGGGUUUUGAUAUACACAUUGAUUAAGGCAAACAAACAGGAGGCAUCAAAAACCAAAUCCACUCUCCCAAAGUGAAUGAUGUACUACAAAAUCCUUUCAAUUAUUGUUAAUGACAUAUAUUUUCUUUAACUUUCCAUAGAAUAUGAAGUCUUUGUAGUGUAGUAUUUCAAUUAUAUUUAAACAUACUAUGCUUUUAAAACAUGCAAUUUUAUAUUAAUAACUUGUUUGCAAUGUCAUGAUUAACGCAAGAUUUAUUUUUUAUAUAUCAGUUAUAUAUUUUUAUUUUCUUAUACUCUACAUGAUCGAAUCUUUUUAAAAAAUUGUGUAGUUUUGCAAUAUUAAGUCAAAUUCUAUAGAUUUCAUUGUUCAUACAAUUUUUGUACAUUAUUACUAAUACGUAAUUUCUGCGGUUGUCCAUUUUUGGGGAUAGGAAAUUCUGCAAAAAUUACAAUUGCACAUAGGCAUCAUAGGCAUGUAUGGGUGAAGUGAAACCACAGAAAUUGGAAACACAGAAUAUAAUUUGCCACCAUUUAAGGAUCAAAUCGCAAAAUUACCAACCUCAUAUAUGGUAUUACGCAGGCUGUCCAGCAGCCCUUAAAUUCCUUAAAAAAAAUCCCAAUUCUUUUAGUUUUUCUAACAUUCCUUAAAACAUGUUGAAUUCUUGGGGAAAUCCUAAAAAGGCCCUAAUUUUUCAUGUCAAUUCUUUUUUUUUUUUAUAUAUAAUUAUAUUUCUACUCUAGCCAUUUUGAAAAUACAUUCAAAUCAAAUUUGACCAGUGAAUCCAUGUGUCAAGCUGUGUAUUGGUUGUGAGUUAGUGAAAAAGAUGUAACUAUAAAACCAAUAAUAGCUGGACGUCACCAAUACCGGUGAAGGGCUUCAAAUUUAGGCAUAUGCUCGGCGCUUACAGCAAUUGAGCACUGAGGGUUCUUUAGCGUGCCACACCUACUGUGACACAGAACAUCCGUUCUUAAGGUCAUCUCCAAGGACCCGUGGCAUUCACACCUGAUGCUGAGCGUUAGGCGAUGGAACUGUCAAUACCUGUUUUAACGGGUUUCCAUUGUAAGCUGAUUAAUAAAGAGAUUGAUGCUAAUUAUGCUUCUAUCUAUUUUACAUAACCCAUCUAUAUAAAAUAAAUAUGUGACAAGUUCUGUAGCUUCACUGAAAGUUGUGGAAUAUUAAAUGUUGGUCAUUUCUUCCUGUCAAAUUUGAAAAAUAUAGGGGACAAUGAGACUGAAAUUAUUUUCACUGAAAAGAGGUGGAUUAUGUUUCAUGUUUGUGCUUACUAAAGUAACUUCCCAUGGAUAACUUUAAAAAUUCGCUACCGUGUUAUUUGCUGUUCUGAUAUAAAUUUUGAAUACAAUAUCGCAUUAGUUGAUAUAUAAUAUUUAUAUAUAUGAUGAUAAAUAGUAAUAAUAAUGUAUCUUUGCCCCAUAUCUGUCUGUCCGAAAAUUUACCCUUGCUCAUAACUAUUGAAUUGUGAGUGAUAGGGCGCUCAUAUGUGUGUUUCUUGUGGCAAGACCUUUCAUUUUAUGCCAUGAUAUUUAACCUUGUAACCUUGACUUUGAAGUUUGACCUACUUUUAAGAAAAAUUACAUAAAUUCUUUCUUUACCACCUGGGACAUAUUUCCUCUAGUUCCAUAAUUGUCUGGUGUAUUAAAAAAUAUAUAUACAUUUUUCAUUGAAAUAUUGGCAAAAUAAUAAUUCUGCUAUGCUAUGAAAAAAAUGCUAGGGAUGGCUUCAUUACUUUCAAGGAUACACUAUUAAUUCUGAUUAGUAUUUAAAGGGUCUUUAAGUAUUAUAUAUAAAUCAUGCAUAUAGAGACUGUAAAAUAAAUGUACACUUUCAUAACAUUUUCCAUCUUUUGAUAAAUUUGAUAUGCAUAAUACUAAGUACAAGUGGAUAUUCUAGGUCCUUUUGUUGCUUUGGAUUACUGGUAGCUUUGUGGUAAAAUUUGGCAUUGGGUGUUUUAAGAGUUUUUUUUUUAUAUACGGAUGUCUUUACACAUACACUGUAUAUAUUUGUUGAUGCCAUCAUUUUUAGAUUCUUGAAUACAUAAAUAGAGAGUAAUAUAUGAGAAAAUAUCUAUCUCGCGUCAUUUCUUACCAAGACUGCAAUAAGGCUUGUUUCAAUGCAUAUCAGGGAUGCCAGUAAUGUAAAAUCCCUAUGCAUUUUAAGUAAAUAAUAUUUGAUUAUGUAAAUUUUGAUGGUACAUGUAUUUAUUGAAUUUUAUUUAGGUGUGGUAUCAGCACAUAGUGCCUUGUAUAAGUUUUAGCUUAUUAAUUAAAGAGAGCUAAUUUCA